AUGUCCACCCUGAAGCUCACUGAGGUGUUCCUCCUGCUCUGUGCAGCAACCCAUCUCUGCAGCAGCUCUGAAGUUAACAGUCUGCCAAUAACAACGGUGGACUGCAGCAUAUAUAAGAAGUACCCAGUGGUGGCCAUUCCUUGCCCUAUCACAUACCUGCCGGUUUGUGGUUCUGACUACAUCACCUACGGGAAUGAAUGUCACCUGUGUACUGAGACCUUGAAGAGCAAUGGAAGAGUUCAAUUUCUUCAUGAAGGAACAUGUUAA
Ochotona curzoniae (black-lipped pika) is the source of this 267-nucleotide messenger RNA. RefSeq names its product serine peptidase inhibitor Kazal type 7 (gene SPINK7). Lineage: Eukaryota; Metazoa; Chordata; Mammalia; Lagomorpha; Ochotonidae. The transcript is spliced from 4 exons. Gene Ontology annotation, molecular function: protein binding. The coding region runs from base 1 to 267 and encodes 88 amino acids. The record is from RefSeq and is a predicted model, not a curated record.